GGCCGGGCUGGCUGAAGAGGAGGAGUCCCCGAGACUGCUGGCUGACUUGAGACUUCAGUGCUUGGGCUGCAAUAGGACAUUCACACAGCGGCUGCCGCAGCAGCAGCAGCAGCAGCAGCAGCAGAAGCAGCAGCAGCAGCAUCCUCUCGCUUCGCUUCGCCUCGCCUCGCUUCCUCCUCUUCUAUUCCUCCAGUCCCUCUUCCUCUAACCUCCUCCCUCCCCGGGACCUGAGCUGUCCGUCAGUCCGCAGCUGUGGCAGUGGCGGCAGCGCCCAGGAUCUGCGUCCAGAUUUCAUUAAUCUGAUCCGAGGUCCCCUGUGAUUGCCAGCUGAAACAGAGAAAUCUCAGCAUCCUUCGAAGUUCAGCCCAAGUGCCAUCUCCUAUGUAAAUCUUUUCCUAAUUACUCCAGUCACUGGUUCCUCCUAUUUAAAGGUACACAAAGCUUGGAACCUUUACUUGAAACUGUUCUCUCCUGAUAGAAUAUGACAGAACCAGCAAGGUUCUACAGCCUGUUGUCAUUAACACAGGAAACAUUGAUUGGAAACUACUCAUUCAGAAAAUUAAAAGAAACCCAGCUCAUCUUAUUGGUCCUUUAAGAAGAGGCCAUAACAGCCUUGCUUCUUUGCUAUCAGCUUAACUUGGAGAGGUCACAAGGGAGAGAAGAAUGGCAGAUGACCGGAAAGACGAAGCUAAAGCACCUCACUGGACAUCAAGUCCCCUGGCAGAGGCAUCUUCCCACCCACAUUCACCUGAGCUUAAGGAACAAGCUGGAGCAGGGGAAGGAAUAGUCCGGAGCGCCAAUGGAUUUCCAUACAGAGAGGAAGAAGAAGGUGGCUAUGGAGAUCAUGGGCAACAGGGUACCUAUUCAAGAACCAAAGAGAAUGGGAUUAAUGGAGAGCUCACCUCAGCUGAAAGGGAAACAGCAGAGGAAGUAUCUGCAAGGAUAGUCCAAGUAGUAACUGCGGAAGCUGUUGCAGUCCUGAAAGGUGAACAAGAAAAAGAAGCCCAGCAUAAAGACCAACCUGCAGGACUCCCUAUAGCAGUUGAAGAGUCCGCUAAUCUGCCUCCCUCUCCACCUCCAUCACCAGCCUCUGAACAGACUGGAACAGUGGAGGAAGAAGAAGAAACAGUAGAGGGUCCAAUGGCUGAGGAAACGAAACCUGCUGCUCUUCCUGAAAGAGAAUGGGGCAAAGAGUGUGGGCCCACUAAGUCCUCAGAUCAACCAAAGGGCCUCACUGAGGUCCAAGUGGAUUCUAGUUCGAAAGCCAAAAUAGUUCCUGAAGAAAGUGUUUCUGCUGGGGAACCACUUGAGAAAAGUAUAAAAGUGGUCCAGGAAGUGUCUCUGCAUAUAAAAACACCUUUCUCUGCUGGGGAAGAUUUACUUACAGCCUUGAAGAUGGAGUUCCAUGAACAACAGGGCACUGGCCCUCUCACAGUUGAACCAUUAGACAAGAAGGAAAAGGAAUCUGAGAAAGGAAGUAAGCCUGCUGAACUGCCUAAACAUGAUACCUUAGUCGCCCAGCCAGCACAACCUGAGACUCUAGAUAAAACGGACAUACAUGGCAAAGAAGAUGCAAAGGCACCUCUUACCCCAUUUGAACAGUCUUUCGGGGAAGAGCUAGAGUACAUGCAGCAGAAAAGUGAACCAAUCUCUGCAGAAGUUGAUGUGGGUUUUCCUACAGAGACUGUACUUCAGAAAGAGCAAAAAGACUUGUCCAUUGAAGUACCAAAGGAUGAAUGGAGUACAUAUAGUCAAUUAUCUCCCGGCCCUCUCACACCCAUGAAAGAAAACUAUGAAGUUCAAGAAAUCCCCACAUGGGAUGGGAAAAAAUUAGACUCUCCAAAGCCAACUUCCUUUGGAACUGUGAGCUUUCCUUUACCUUCAGAUGCCACUAAAGACAAACUUGUUUCUGAAGCACUUCCCGUGGCACCAGAGACACCGAAGCCAGAAGAUAAAAAGCCCAAGGAAGAGUCCAGUGGCCCACAGGUUGCCAAAGAGAUUCCAAAGGAUGAACAAACCAUUAUGGAAAAAACCCCAAAAGCAGAGGAAACGACAAUUUCAAUGGAAAUUACACCAUCCAUGGAAGCUGACAAACCAACUGUAGAAGAAAGUCCUAUUAAGAAAAUUUCCAAUGUUGGGGAAGAAAAAGAUGUAAUCAAGCAAGAAAGUGAGCAGAAAAAAGAACCGUGUACAUUCAAUGGACAGAAAUCUACUUUGGUUGACAGUGAACUGCAUCCAAAACCAGAUGAGAAAGAUGUUAUUCUUGAAAAGAAAACUAUGCCAAAAGAAGGUGAACCCCAGAAGACACCAGAUGAGGAGAUGGGCAUCAUUAGUGUCUCGACAGAGAAAACAUUCCAAAAAGAAGAAAAGGAAGACCAAAAAACUCCCAUUGAUGAUUUAAGACAUGACGCAUUCCCUGAAGGCCUAGAACAGGUGCUCUCAGGUGCAGCCACAACUUCAAAACUGCUGGACAAAGCUCCUGAAGAAUUAGAUCUCCUCAGUGAAAAGAGUGCAACCAAGGAACUGUUUCAAGAGGAGGCUGAUGACAAAGAUACUGAGGCCCACAAGGCAGGGGUUGCAACCUCUCUUGAUUACGACCGGCAGCUCGAUGAAGACAAAUCUGGAAUGUCAAAGUACUUUGAAACCUCCACGUUGAAAGAAGAAACCACAAAGAGCAUCCAGUCUGGCAGUGAUUACUAUGAACUGAGCGAUACAAAAGAAAGCGCCUAUGAAUCCUAUGAUGCAGUUUCACCUAUACCUAAAAGUUCUGAAAAGGCGUUUUAUCCAGGAAAGGAGCAGCAACCCACUCCCAUUCUAGAGGGGGGAUACAGUACCCUCGCACAGAGCUAUCCAGCUGACCUGCCUGAAGAACCUAGCUCUCCCCAAGAAAGGAUGUUCACCAUUGAUCCAAAAGUUUACGGAGAAAAAAGAGACCUCCACAGUAAAAACAAAGAUGAUUUGACACUGAGCCGGAGUUUAGGACUUGGUGGUAGAUCUGCCAUAGAACAAAGAAGCAUGUCAAUCAAUUUACCCAUGUCCUGCCUGGAUUCCAUAGCACUUGGCUUUAACUUUGGCCGUGGACAUGAUCUCUCUCCACUGGCUUCUGAUAUUCUAACUAAUACUAGUGGAAGCAUGGACGAAGGGGACGAUUACCUUCCAGCCACAACUCCCGCCAUAGAGAAGGCUCCUUGUUUUCCAAUAGAAAGCAAAGAGGAAGAAGAACAAUUGGAGGAGGAGAAAGUGACCAGAGCAGAAAAUAUCCAGGUAGAAUCACUGUGUGAGUCACCUUUCUUGGCCAAAGAUUAUUAUAAAAAUGGCUCUGUGAUGGCCCCUGACUUGCCUGAAAUGUUGGAUCUAGCAGGCACAAGGUCCAGGCUAGCUUCUGUGAGUGCAGAUGAGGUGGCAAGAAGGAAAUCAGUACCAUCAGAGACUCUGCUUGAAGAGAGCAGCACCGGCUUGAGUCCUCUAACUGAUGAAAACCAUGUUGCCGCAAAAGGAGACAGUCAACUUGAGGAUCUAGGUUACUGUGUUUUCAAUAAAUAUACAGUUCCUCUACCAUCACCUGUCCAGGACAGUGAGAAUUUAUCAGGUGAAAGUGGCUCCUUCUAUGAUGGUUCUGAUGACAAGAUCCGAAGAGAUUUGGCCACAGAUCUCUCAUUGAUUGAAGUGAAAUUGGCAGCAGCUGGAAGAGUCAAAGAAGAGUUUAGUAGUGAGGGAGAGGUAGCCCAGCCCAUCUCUGGUGAUAAGUCAGGUCUUGGUAAGGAGUUUGAUCAUGAAAAGAAGAGUAAUGAUAAAUUGGAUACAGUGCUAGAAAAGAGUGAAGAACACAUUGAAUCCAAAGAAAUGCUGCUUCUGGAAGAAAAAGAACAUCCGAAAAAAGUAGCAGAGGGAGUGGAUAAAGUUGAAGCAUUUGGAACAGGAAUGACCUUUGAACAAGUAUUUGGAAAAGAGCCCAUCAAACCAAAAGAUGCUUCUAUUUUCAUAAGUGAAAAGGCAGAAAAGAGUCUCAGUUCAGUGCCAGAGGUGGCUGAAGCAGAACCAUCCCCAAAAGUAGACCAUGGAUUGGAUGCUGCUGCCAAGAAAGUUGAGCAGAGUCAACCUGAUGCUAAGAUCAGUGACUUCGGGCAGGCUGCUUCAGGACUGGGGGGAGAUACUGAGAAAGAAACAGAACCUCAUACCCAGGCUGCUCAACAGGGCAAGACCCACAUAGCCAAACCCCCUGAGGCAGACACACUUCCCAGUACUGAGCCCAGCCACCUGAAAGAGAGCAGCAAGGUUUCUGAGACAGAAGUCAAAGAAAAAGUGGCCAAGCCUGACCUGGUGCACCAGGAAGCAGUAGAUAAAGAGGAAUCCUAUGAGUCAAGCGGGGAACCUGAUCACACUCCUGACAGUCUGACCAUGGAGUCCUUGAAACCUGACGAGGGCAAGAAAGAAGUGACCCCAGAAGUAACUGUACUACAGGAAGACAUCACAAUCAAAUUGCCAGCAGAAGAGCCACCAGCAAAAACUGAUUUAAAGAGUUAUGAAGUACAGACUGAGGGGACCGAUGCUCAGAUGGAGCAAGUUCAGGAGCCAAAAGAAGAAGUUAAGGAGACUCCAGACAUCUCCAUCACUCCCUCAGAAGUCAUCGAACCAUUGCUGCAUAGGACUGUAUCUGCACCAGAGGAAGCUCAGAGGGAAGAAGAGGAAGAAAUAGAAGCCCGGGGAGAAUACAAUAAACUGCUUUUCCGCUCAGAAACCCUCCAGGUAACAGACUUGAGCGUUCCAGCUGUCAAAGAGGAAUUGGUGGAGUUGAGUGCAGCCGAGAUGCCUGAGUACAAGGGAGUGAUAGAGUCAGUGGUGACCAUUGAGGAUGACUUCAUCACUGUAGUACAAACCACCACAGAUGAAGGCGAAACUGGUUCCCACAGUGUGCGUUUUGCUGCCCUAGAACAGCCAGAGUUGGAAAGGAGGUCCUCUCCCCCUGAAGAAGAAGAAUCACAAAUAGAAGAAUCUGCAGAAGCACUUGGAGAACCCAAAGAAGGCUCCCCUGAGGCCCCUGCUUCGCCAGAAAAGGAAGAAGUUGGCUUUUCUGAAUACAAGACAGAAACAUAUGAUGAUUACAAAGAUGAGACAACUAUUGAUGACUCCAUCAUGGAUGCUGACAGCCUCUGGGUGGAUACUCAAGAUGAUGAUAGAAGCAUCAUGACAGAGCAGUUAGAGACUGUUCCUAAAGAAGAGAAAGCAGAGAAGGAAGUUCGGAGACCAUCUCUCGAUAAACAUAGAAAAGAAAAACCCUUUAAAACUGGGAGAGGCAGAAUUUCCACUCCUGAAAGAAAAAUAGCUAAAAAGGAACCUAGCACAGUCUCCAGAGAUGAAGUGAGAAGGAAAAAAGCAGUUUAUAAGAAGGCUGAACUUGGUAAAAAAACAGAAGUUCAGGCCCACUCUCCCUCCAGGAAAAUCAUUUUAAAACCUGCUAUCAAAUAUACUAGACCAACUCAUCUCUCCUGUGUUAAGCGGAAAACGACAGCAGCAGGUGGAGAAAGUAACCAGGCUUCUGGCAUAUAUAAACAAGCAAAGGACAAACACUCAGAUGGUGUAAGCAAGAGCCCUGAAAAGCGCUCUUCUCUGCCCAGGCCUUCCUCUAUCCUUCCUACUCGAAGAGGUGUAUCAGGAGACAGAGACGAGAAUUCCUUCUCCCUCAACACUUCUAUGUCUGCUUCAGUACGACGAACUACUAGGUCAGAGCCAAUUCGCAGAACAGGAAAAAGUGGUACAUCAACUCCCACUACUCCAGGCUCCACUGCCAUCACUCCUGGUACACCGCCCAGCUAUUCCUCCCGUACCCCAGGUACUCCUGGUACCCCUAGUUACCCUAGAACCCCACACACACCGGGAACUCCCAAAUCUGGCAUCCUGGUGCCCACUGAGAAAAAAGUUGCCAUUAUACGCACUCCUCCAAAGUCUCCAGCCACCCCUAAACAACUACGGCUUAUUAACCAACCACUGCCUGACCUGAAGAACGUAAGGUCCAAAAUUGGAUCCACAGACAACAUCAGAUAUCAACCUAAAGGUGGACAGGUUAGGAUUUUAAACAAGAAGAUGGAUUUUAGCGAGGUUCAGUCCAGAUGUGGUUCCAAGGAUAACAUCAAACAUUCUGCAGGGGGAGGAAAUAUACAAAUUGUUACCAAGAAGAUUGACUUAAGCCACGUGACAUCCAAAUGCGGUUCCCUAAAGAACAUCCGUCAUCGGCCAGGUGGUGGCCGUGUGAAAAUUGAAAGUGUGAAGCUGGAUUUCAAAGAGAAGGCACAAGCCAAAGUGGGGUCACUUGACAAUGCCCACCACAUACCUGGAGGUGGUAACGUCAAGAUUGACAGCCAAAAACUGAACUUCAGAGAACAUGCUAAGGCUCGGGUAGACCAUGGUGCUGAGAUCAUCACACAAUCUCCAGGCAGAUCCAGCGUGGCUUCCCCCAGGCGACUCAGCAAUGUCUCCUCAUCUGGAAGCAUCAACCUGCUUGAGUCCCCCCAGCUUGCCACUUUGGCUGAAGAUGUCACUGCUGCCCUUGCUAAGCAGGGCUUAUGAAUCUGUCUCAUUUAACACUGAAUGAAGUAAUGCUAUUUAGUCAUGAGCUCUUGGCAGGAGCGGGCUCAGAGCAGGUGUUAUAUUCCAUCCCUACAAAUUCUAAAAUAAAUCUUAUCCCAAGAUUAUGGUAACCAUUACAAUAAAAAUAAUCCCCCAAAUUUAAGUAUGUUCAGAAAUUGACCUGAUUUUCAUUUACAGCAGGAAGACUCAUUGGCUUUACAUGAGUACAACUGCAAUAUAUUCCAUUGGAUGAUUCUUGUUGCUCUGCUCUGUCUUGCAUGGAGUACUAUGAUAAAAAUGCAUUUUUACCUUUCAUGUGCCUGAAGGCCAUCCACUAUUUUCUGAAGAGCCUUGUUAAUAUCCAAGCUGCUCAUUUCACUGGUCUGUUUAUGGACAACAAAGAUUGUCCUUUUGUAACUUAUUACAGGUUAAAUUAAACUGAAAGAGUCUGAUUACAAGAUGCGAAAAACAUAUUAAAAAAAACAAGUUUAAAAAAAGUGUUAUUUUGUAUAAAUGGGAAGAAAGAUUCAAUUAAGUUAUUAACAUUUUGGACCUGGAUAAUUAAAUCAGUGUAUAGGUGAUUCUGAUAAAUUAUUUAACUAAUUAAAAAAGUAGUUGAAGAACAGUUGAACUGUAUUUUUGAGGAAGUGAUGACAAGAGCAGCUUUUAGACAUGGAGCACUUCCACAACUAUGGACUUUUGUCUGAUUAGGAUGUCAGUUAAUUGGCUAGAUUUGUGUCCACACUAUAAGUUUCACAUCCUUUCCAUCUGUUUGAUACAGUAUUAUAGAUAUACAUAUAUAUAUACAUAUAUAUAUUUCUCUGUGGCCAUUUGUGAUACUCCCUCAUAUACUUGAAUAUUAUACUUCUUUAUUAUUCACAGUAUCUGUGUCUCUUGCACCCUUUGGUGUUGAAAUUUUAGGUAUGUGAAAGUAGAUGUUAGCAGGGUUUUUUCCCUAUUAAAAAAAAACAUUUAAAAAGAGAAAAACUUUUAGCAUGAAGUUGCUUUCUGUAACAACUAAAAGCCGUGCCCCUGUUAUAGUGCCAGAUACAAGUCUCUUCUGUAAUGCUAGAAUUUUUAUUUUCCUUUCAUGUUUCUCUUCAUCAACGUAGAUGUUGCUGGGGAGGUCUGUAUCUAUGUAAAAGGAUCGAAAAAACUGUUGGUUUGAGAUUCUGGAAUUUUUUUUAAAUUAAGAAGUAAUUUGGAUUUCACUUCAAUAAUUAUGAGAUGAUGGCCUCUUUUAUUUAUUUACUUUUUUUUUCAUUUGCUAAAGUUGAAUCCAAGAGAGGGAAUUUGAGAAAAUGUCAUUCCUCUCCUCAGGAUGGCAUCUCCUUAUUAAAUUAGCUAGACUAUCAGAGGAGGCCGCCCAUUGAAAUAAAACAUUUGUGCACAUAUCAAAAAAGUAAAAAUGCUUUCAAUUAGAAGAAUAUUUUUUUAAGUGUGCAUAGAAACAAAAAAUGGAAAUGCAACAUCCGGUUUGAUGGAUUUACUUUUCAGCAUUCUGCUGCUAAAACACUGCAUCAACUAAAAAAAACACGUGAAACAACUAGUUCAAAUCACAGAUUGUUGAUUUUAAACUCCUUGACAAACAUUUUCCAUGAUCCAUUUCUGAGCCGCCCCUAAAUAGGGCCGGAGAAUGACAGGCUUUAUGGAAGCUCUUUGCUAUUUUAAGUGUUCUUAAGAUUCCUCAUCUUAGCAACUGAGCUAAAACAGUGUUGAAGCCAGAGAGUGGUUUGUUGUUUCUUUCGAGCUAAUUCAGUUUUAAAAAUUGACAGUGAUAGUAGAAAGGAGAGGAUGGGCAUGGACGUCAGCAACAUUUUAGUGGGUAUCAUCUAACAAAAAUACAAAGGGUGAAGAGACAGGGAGCUGUAGGGGUAGCAUAAUGACCCAUCUGACAUCAUCAUUAAUGUAAAUUCCCCAAGGGAAAAACCCUAGAAACACAGAAAAUCCCUCACUUCGUUAGUUUUCAGCAGAGUUUUUAUACACUCCCAAUCUUGUCUAAUGCAGUCUAUCCAUCAGUUGUUUGAUGCAAAUGUUGUGAAUUUAGAAACUGAGUGGACAAUGGGUUUCUAAUUUCUGCCUUGUAAUUGCUGAGUAGAGUUUACUUAAACUAACCCUGGCAUUUAUAUAGAAAUAUUUCCUGGUAUAGAGCGUCAAAGUCCUUCAUGUUGCACAAACAGGAAGACUAGUAGUGUGGAACACAUUGUGGACCCUGUACCACCAAUGAGUGAAAAAUAACUUGGCAGUAUUUUUCUUAAGUCUUUUCAUAGAGUUAGCUAGCAACUAAGGGACUGUGGACCAUCCAUUCAACAGAAAUUGAACACCAGCUGUUCAGAACAGCAUUUAACCUGUGACUCAAGUAUUUUUUUAGAUCUACUUUUAAAUUACAAAUACACACCAAAAACAAACAAAAAGAAUGAUUCAUGAUGGUGAAGUUUAGUUACCUGUGUAUACAAGCCUAGAGUUAGAUUAGUGGAAGGCAUUUAUCUGAGUCUUUAGUUUUUUCUUGUCCAGUCCUAGCAAGGUCUUUAGAAUAAGUUGCCUUGCCCAGAAGGAAUCAAGAUUCUUUUUAAAAUCAGCAAAAAGAAACAGAUUUUUGCCGACUCAAGGGAAACACACAGGUUAAGUUACAGGGCUCUUGAAGCCCCUUAAAAAAGCCAAGCCUUGUCUUCACUCUUAAGAACAGUACUCAACAUAAGCUUUGCAAACACAAUACUAACAAGGAAGACAAUGCAUCUGGCAGUCUAGGAGUCAGAGCUCUAAAAGCUUCUGAUUCUAGAUCUUCUAUAUCCAGCUUUACUCUGGCUUUGGCUGCUGAGAAUCAAUCUCACUGUAACUGCCUAAGUAAUCCAGAUUCAUGAAGAGUUAUCAGGCCAACGUUCACAAAAGAACCAACUCUCUCUGGAAUCACCUGCAACUGAGAAACAUUCAAAUUUACAAUGAUCCAGAUUCAUGAAGAGUUUAAAGGCCAUGUUCACUUGAACCAACUCUCUCUGGAUUCACCUGCUGUGUUAGCAGGAGGAUGGGCUCCAGUCCUAUCCACAAGCAAAAGCCCUGUGUAGUACUAGGUAAACAAGGAACUGAAAAAGGCUGGACAGAGAAAACUGAUGGAAGUUGGGAAAAUGCAAAGGCAAUUGGCCUACAAAACCUAUGGUAGACUACAUUUUUUUCUUACUCUGUACAACAGGAAAUGGUAUAUUAGCCACCCAAUAAUAUUACAUUAGUAUUAAUGUAGUGAUAUUCCUCAUAACUGAUUCCAACACAACUGAAAAUAUAAACAUUUUUUUUCUUUCAUACCAGAAGAAAGAAGAAAGGGAAUCAUUUAGCUUUUUAAGUGGCAGAAAAAAAGAUUUGCUGCUUGGAAGUAAAUUCAUAAUAUGUGGAGACAGAUUCCAUAUAGUCCUUCAAAAAUAUAGAUAUUUCAGCUUAAUUCCAUGUUUGUGUUUAAAAUUAUACAGAUAGGAUUCUAGCCUAGGUGAGUAAGCUGGAGCAAUUCCCUCUACAACAAAGCUGCCUAUUUUCAGACUCAGAAAAGGUUAAUUGUAACAAUUCACUUCAACUUUAGCAAAGAGGAAAAAAAAUACAAGCAAAAAAUGCACACCCAGUGUGCCCAGAUUCCAAAUGUUAAAACACACCUUACAAAUCUAUGGGGGGUUUUUUUUCUGAGAAUUCUAGAGCCUGUUACCAUAGAGAGGCAUUUCUUCAGUGGCUGGUGGUAGUUAGUUCAUGUUUUUCAAUCAGAUUUGCAAUUGUAUUUGUUGCUGAAUAGUGAUUGUUUUGCAAAAUAAAAUUGCUUGUCAUCUAA
Messenger RNA from Phascolarctos cinereus (koala), 10369 nucleotides. NCBI's taxonomy places the organism in Eukaryota, Metazoa, Chordata, Mammalia, Diprotodontia, Phascolarctidae. The record is from RefSeq and is a predicted model, not a curated record.